AACCUCUCCCAUUCAGAGAACUCACCUGACUGCGGCCGGUUCCUGCUGCAGAGAGACACAAACGACCCGCAGGCCUUUUCCAAGCGAGAGGACUGCGCCACUGAUCGCCAUGGUGUCCGCCGGACUGCAGAUGCUCGGAGCCUCUCUGGGGAUCCUGGGCUGGAUCGGCGUCAUCGUCACCUGCGCGCUGCCGAUGUGGAAGGUCACCGCCUUCAUCGGCAGCAACAUCGUCACCUCGCAGACGUCCUGGGAGGGCAUCUGGAUGAGCUGCGUGGUCCAGAGCACGGGCCAGAUGCAGUGCAAGGUCUACGACUCCAUGCUGGCCCUCAGCACCGACUUGCAGGCGGCCCGGGCCCUGACCAUCGUCUCCAUCCUGGUGGGCGUCAUGGGCAUCCUGCUGUCCGUGGCCGGGGGGAAGUGCACCAACUGCGUGGAGAACGAGACGUCCAAGACCAAGGUGGGCAUCACGGCCGGGGUCAUGCUGAUCAUCGCCGGCGUCCUCUGCGCCGUCCCCGUCUGCUGGACGGCCAACACCAUCAUCCAGGACUUCUACAACCCGCUGGUGUACAGCGGCCAGAAGCGAGAGCUGGGCGCCGCCCUCUUCAUCGGAUGGGGAUCCGCCGCCCUGCUGCUGAUCGGAGGAGGCCUCCUCUGCUGCAACUGCCCCCCUAAGGAUAAGACGCCCUACACUGCCAAGUACAAUGCGGCCAGGUCCGACGCCUCGGGACCGCCUGGGAAAAGCAUGGUCUGAUGCACAGUUUCCUGGGACAGAAGCAUCUGGUGCUUUUGGGCCGUGAAUGUUACAAGUACAGGGAAGUCGUGCUGAAUCAGUCCUCAUGCCAGAAACAAAGCAUGAGCGGCACCACGCCCCAAAUGGAGAUUCAAAUGUGUCUGUUAAAUUACUUACUUUUGGUGGAUAAUAUUGGAGUAUAAUGUCUGUUUCUUACUAAAAAUAUAAAUAUACUAUAACCGCACCAGAUCUUUUUUUUUUAUAUGUCACUUUUUGCCAUGUUCAUGUAGGUUAUUAUGAUGUGUGAAGCCCUCAAUGUUUAUGUUCUGCUGUAAAUAAAUAUUUUUAUUUACAAAUCUGAAA
Messenger RNA from Betta splendens (Siamese fighting fish), 1093 nucleotides. RefSeq names its product claudin-4-like. The coding region runs from base 110 to 751 and encodes 213 amino acids. The transcript has a single exon. Lineage: Eukaryota; Metazoa; Chordata; Actinopteri; Anabantiformes; Osphronemidae. Gene Ontology annotation, molecular function: structural molecule activity. Gene Ontology annotation, biological process: bicellular tight junction assembly; cell adhesion. Gene Ontology annotation, cellular component: bicellular tight junction; plasma membrane. The record is from RefSeq and is a predicted model, not a curated record.